Saccharomycodes ludwigii is the source of this 1995-nucleotide messenger RNA. RefSeq names its product transcription factor TFIIIC subunit TFC1 (gene TFC1). NCBI's taxonomy places the organism in Eukaryota, Fungi, Ascomycota, Saccharomycetes, Saccharomycodales, Saccharomycodaceae. The transcript has a single exon. Bases 1 to 1995 code for a protein of 664 amino acids. The record is from RefSeq and is a predicted model, not a curated record. Gene Ontology annotation, biological process: transcription initiation at RNA polymerase III promoter. Gene Ontology annotation, cellular component: transcription factor TFIIIC complex.
AUGAGCGCUGCACCUUCUAGAUCAGGUUCACCAGCAGCUGCGUUAGUAGUUGCAGAAAAUAAUAAUUCUAUAUACGCUAAAGAAUAUCCCUUGAAUGCUAUCCCUCAAAAUCUAAAAUCUGUUGAGUUCCCACUAUUUUUAAAAAAUGAUCAAAGUGUAUCCAAGGUGAUUAACAAUAUGUGCGGUGGCAUCUAUAAGAUUAAUAGUGCUUUUAGGGAAAAUUUAGACUACAGCACAGAUAAAUGUUUGGAGUUGUACUUGAAUAAAAAUGAUAAAACAAUUGACGGAAACAAUUGGGAUAAUAAUGGGGAUAAUUCUGAGAAUGAUUUUUUUAAUGAGCAUCCAAUCAUAGGUAAGUCUGACAACGAUGAAAAGUUAUUAAUAAAAAUAACAAUAACAAGAAAAAAAAAGAGUCAGACAGAUGGUGAUGCAAGUACCGGUACUUUACUGGAUAACUUAAGAAGUUGUGAAGCUUUUAAAGUACAGCCUUUAGGUGUGAUUAAUAAAACAAUAAAAUUUAGAUACAUAAGUGAUUUUCAAACCAUUUUGGACAACAAUAAAAGUGCUGUGGAGUACAAUCAAAGUAUAAAUUCUCUAGAUUGGGAUAAAAUUAAGACAUUUGUCGAAGAUAUUCCUGAUGAGGAUCCUAGGCCAUUUGAACCAUUGUUUAAUGAUAAGAAAAAAUAUUAUCUACCACCACCUCCCAAAUUUAGCAUGGUCCAUCUUCCCUUUAUUUAUGAAUAUAAGAAAAAUCCAUAUAGUGAUUCAAGAGGGGAAGACGUUAGAACUUCAUAUUUGAAAAGUUAUCAAAUACAAAUUUCAAGCAGAUCAGAUGUACCUGAGCAGCCACAUCAAAAAUUAUUGGAUAAUUUAGCAAUUGCGAAGGAGACAGGAGUCUACCCCAAAACAAAUAAGGAAUCCCAGUUCUAUGAACAAUUGUUAAAAUGUGUUGAACAUUUAGAAAAUUUGUUUAAUAAGAGACCAAUUUGGCUGAAAAAACAUUUAGAAGGUAUUAUCGUCAGCGAUAAUGAAACAAACAACAAUAAUACCGCUUGGGGCCCAAUUUUGAAAUUCGGUUUAGCAGUUGUUUCCUACAGGUUUUUGAAAGGCCCUUGGAGAAAUUCAUAUAUUAAGUUUGGUGUCGAUCCAUAUUCGAGUUUUUCAUAUGCCAAAUACCAAACAGAAUUUUUCAAGAUUGAAAAAAAAAUAUUGGAUAGGCUAUUAUAUGAAAAAUAUAAAAACGAAAAGAAAAACGUUAAUGAUCUUGUUGUCACACAUCAUGAUUAUAGCAGUAUAUCGCCACAAUGCCCUAAAAUUUAUGAAACUGACACUAAAGAGUGGAUCGAUAGCAGAUUUUAUUUUGAUGGAACAUAUAUUCCUUGGUAUUUAAUGAUUCCGGUGGAUCUAUUACUAAAGGAGUCCAAUAUAAAGGAAAUAUAUGACAAAGCUGUUUUCCUGGAUAAACCAAACGAACUUACCGGCUGGUUUCAUGAUUUGGAUCUAUUGAAAAUUAGGAAAAUAGUUAAAUAUGAAUUGGGAUGUUUGGCUCAAAAUAAUGACAAAUUUGACAAGAAGAUUAUAGAGGAAUACAAAAAACUAAGAGAUGUUAAGGCAACUGGACCUGAAAUAACUUCUACUGAUAUCAUUACUGAUAAGCGUGAUAAUAUCAGGCAAUCUUUGGACUUUAAUGUGACAAUGAAUGAAAAACAAAUGAUAGACGUAGUGAAAAAAUAUGAAAAUGAAUCCUUGGAGGAAGAUGACGAUAAUAACAAUGGUAUUAAAACUGGUGUUACAGAUGAUAAUAUGGUAGAAGAUAUUGGAGAGGAUGGUGAUGCUGAUGAAGUACAAAGUGAUAGUAGUUUUACUGCAAAUAAUGCUAGUUAUAUGGAAAUACUCGAACAAAUAUCCAAAAUGCACCCAGAAAUUUCAAAAUAUUUAAAAGAAAAUGUUGAUGGGAUCAUAAAAGGUGAUUUAGUGGAUAACAUUAAAUAUUGA